Closterium sp. NIES-67 is the source of this 1405-nucleotide messenger RNA. The record is from the annotation of a GenBank genome assembly. Lineage: Eukaryota; Viridiplantae; Streptophyta; Zygnematophyceae; Desmidiales; Closteriaceae.
CGCGACCAACUUUGGAAGUAAUUUCUAGGAGCUUAGGAGUCUAGUCCGGUACAUUUUGGACUGCAAAUCAUAUAUCAGUUCUGGUCUACCCAGCUGGUGCCUGACGUUAGCAGUAGCUAAGGCCUCGAGUAUCCCUGUCUGCAAUCAGCCGCUUUGCCGCGCAGUCCCAGGCACCGGCUCCAGUCGACGGCCUGACACCCAUUAUGGCUUCCUCUCUCGCGGCAUCGUCUCUUUCGUCCCGCAUUUCCACCGGCCUAGCAUCGACGCUCCCUAGACACCCCAGCACCAGCCGCAGCAAGUCGCGGCUCGUCGUGCGAGCGUCCAGCGACGACGAGGAAUUCGAAGCCCGUUUGGAGCGGUUGAGGCGGAAAAACGCGAGCGGAACGGGGAAGAAGGCGGAAGAGCGGAAAGCCAAGGGCAGCGGAGAUGCUGCUGCUCCUCCCCCUCCCUCUACGUCAGCCGCCUCCUCCACGUCAGCUGCGUCGACGUCAGCAGCGUCAGCAGCAACUAAAGCUGCAGAGCUAUUGCCUCCGCUUCCGUUGAAGGACCCCGUAUCUGGCGGAUUACCAGUGACGCUCGGAUUUUCGUCGUACACGGAGCGAUUGAACGGACGGCUCGCAGCCAUUGGAUUGGCUGCUCUUGUCGCGGUGGAGCUCGCAUCUGGAUCGUCCAUUCUGCAGUACCACGACGGGGCGACGGUUGCCGUGCAGGUGUAUUUUCUCCUAGGGCUCGGCGCGCUUUAUGUCAAGUACGAGAAGGACAAGUCGAGCGUUCUGCCGAAAUAGGUCUGAAUAACCAGUUUUGACAUCGAUUGUCGCCGUUUUUCCAAGAACAAUGCGUUAUUCAUUUCGUUUAAGUAAAUCACGAAACGGUUUUCCCCUACCCGUUUUUUUCUGCACGUCCCCUUACUCUCCCUCAAUCCCACUCGUCAGACAAGGUUGCAGUAAUCUGUCACCUCCACUCCACUCCCCUCAGCACUCCUUUCUGGUCUGAUUCCCCCCUGUCACCAUGCCACUCUCAAUUCUCCUCUCCAUCGUCAGUCAUGUUGCACCAUAGCCAGCAGGAACCUUGCCCUCCUUUACUCUGAAGCAUAGAACAUCCCUGCAGAAUGCGCAUUGCACCAACUGCAAGCAGUGGAACAUGUGCUACCAACUCUUAUACCCAUGUUCAAGCACCCCCCCGUGCCCCUAUACUCUCAUCUCCCUAGUCCUCACUUUGCCAAGUGGGCAAUGAGUCAGGAAAGUUUUUCUUCCCACUGACCAGGUCUGGAAAUUUGAGUUGUGGAUUCCCUCCUGAUAGGCUUCUCGCCGAUCAUAGAACACUUGGCCCGCUGCCCUCUGCAUGAGGGACUUUUGGAGUUGGCUGUGCCAUACGCUUAGGCUUCAAUCCAUGGGGUUGAUAGAAU